Molecule: messenger RNA, 1550 nt
Organism: Caenorhabditis sp. 36 PRJEB53466
Lineage: Eukaryota; Metazoa; Nematoda; Chromadorea; Rhabditida; Rhabditidae
Source: the annotation of a GenBank genome assembly
AUGUGGCUGAAAUCCGGCAUUAUCCUGUCUUUCCUUGCCAUUGCGGCCUACGGCCAGGCACAUCUUAAGUACACGAAAGAGAUGAACGAUCCGGAGUUUGUGGAGCAGAACGUUCAUCAUCAAGGACAUGGACACGCUCACGGAGGACACGGACAUGCCCAUGAUGCUGAUGGAGGAUGCCCUUAUGCUAAAGGUGAGGGAUAACUGCUUCUAGCCAGGGGGAAAUUUAUUUUUUCCAGCUGCCGCCGCUGAAGCUGCUGCCGCUGCUGCUCAUGGACACGCUCAUGAUCACGGACACGCUCACGAUCACGGACAUGCUCAUGAGCACGAGUACGAAGACGUUUACGAUCACGGUCAUUCCCACGACGCCUACGACCACGGACAUUCUCAUGGAGAGGAAGAGGAAGCACAUGGACAUGCCCAUGACCACCACGGACAUUCUCAGUAAGUUCUAUUCAAUUAGUUGUCUGAUCAAUCUAUCUACUUCAGCGGAUCUGAAAACGCCAAGCAUGUCGCCGCCGAGUACCAGUACACUGGGGCGCUCUCCUUCCUCAACGACCCCAAGACCAGACUCUGGGUCUACGCGGUUUCUUCCACGCUUCUCAUCUCCGCCGCCCCGUGCUUCAUCCUCAUGUUCAUUCCAAUCCAGGCCAACACCUCGGAGUCUGGUCCUCUUCUCAAGGUUCUUCUUGCUUUCGGAUCGGGUGGACUUCUUGGAGACGCCUUCCUCCAUCUGAUUCCACAUGCUACCCCAGCUGGAGACGGCGGACAUGGACACUCUCACUCACACGGACAUUCUCAUGGCGGAGCUGGUGGACACUCCCAUGGAGCUCACGACAUGAGCGUCGGUGGAUGGGUUUUGGCUGGUAAGCAUAGAGAACACAAGGAAACUGUCUAAAUCACAUCACAAUUUUUCAGGAAUCAUCGCCUUCUUGACUGUGGAGAAGCUCGUUCGCAUUCUGAGAGGAGGUGAGGGACACGGACAUUCCCACAGCAGCCACGGACACUCGCAUGGGGACAAGAAGGAUGAGAAGAAGAAGGAGUCGAAGGAGAAGGUGAACAAGGAAGAGAAGGAGAAGGACGAAGCGACCAUCAAAGUGACUGCUUACCUCAACCUUGCCGCCGAUUUUGCCCACAACUUCACCGACGGUCUUGCCAUCGGAGCCUCGUUCAUCGCCGGAACCACUGUCGGAGUCGUCACCAUGGUCACCGUUCUCGUCCACGAAGUACCCCAUGAGAUUGGAGACUUUGCCAUUCUCAUCCAAUCCGGAUACUCUAAGAAGAAGGCAAUGCUCAUCCAGUUGGUCACUGCUCUCGGCGCUCUUUCCGGAUGCGUUAUCUCUUUGCUCGCUGCUGAUGCCGAUGCUCUCGCCGACGCUGCCGCCAGCUCCUGGGUGCUUCCGUUCACCGCCGGAGGAUUCAUCUACAUUGCUACUGUCUCUGUGAUUCCGGAACUUUUGGAGAACAGCUCGUUCUUCCAAACUGUCAAGGAAAUCUUCGCGCUUCUCACCGGAAUCUUCCUCAUGUAUCUCAUUGCGAUUUAUGAGUAA